AUGUCUUACAUCCACGCUUACCAUCUUGCCAAAGAGGUGAAUGUAGCUCAUACAGAACCUUCGGACUGGACCGUAAACUAUAUGCGCUCAGGCCAGAAUUACAAAAAGUUUCUUGGCAAUGAGUGGCGGCAGGAGCCCUUCCUUGCGGCAGUUGAUCGAGAGUUCAUCGAGGAGAAGAUAGCGGAACAGACGAGCGAUGAUGAAGAGGACGAUCACGGCUAUAUCAUCACGAAGAAGCAACUAGAGGCCGCGCUCCAGCCGCUGUCUUCUACGAAAGGCAACAUGGAUCUAGAGGAGGCUACCGAGGGCUUUUUCAUGUCAUCCCGACAAGAAAUUGACAUUGAAACGCGUGAGACAGAUCCCGUAACCUCAUUCGUACCGGAAAAAUCGGUGCAGCAACGUGUGCUUGGCAAGAUUCAGCCUCGGGCCAUCAAGCUUGAGCACCAUGUCACGAUAUCAAAUGUCAGCAGCCCAACUUUCCUCGCAAGCAGUACAGAGGAUGCCAAUUAUGUCAAGCAAUCCGAGAUUUCCAGCGGCACAAAGAUAAGGAUCUUCCUGCCAGGAGGCAACAUCAAGAAGCGGAGUCGCGUAAUCGAGGACGACGACGCUGAAAUACCUGUACAAGUGAAGCUGAAGUACCAAAGAGAUAAGACGGCAGGGAAAGUUGACAUCGAGCGCCGAGCGGUUCCUGAGCAAAAGAUUAAGCGUGGUACCGAGGAUGAAGCGAACGACAAAGAGACCCAUGGCACGGGAGAUAGUAGUUUUGACGCUUCAACGUGGUAUUCAGCUAAAACUGGUUUCCUGGAUACCAACGCAAUAAACCUAAAUGAUCGUAAAGUGUCGAACGAAUCGAUGCGCGAGCUGAAGUCGAAAACGUCAAGAGGCACGAUGCCGACUCUCAUAGGCUCGCUACCCAGUAGGGCAUUAGUCAGGAUUGGGAUAAAUAAAACGAAACUUGCUCGCGUUACUAGUCAGCCAGGCAGGUCGGCUGCUGUCUCGCCACUGCCAGACCUGGUUUGGGGUGGUAUAGUGGAUGCUAAAGCUCAAGAGCAUGACAAAAAUGAGGACGAAAUCCAUAUCGGAGACAGCAGCAAGAGGCAGAGGCUGAAGCCACCACGAGCGUACACCGGAAAGUCGAGACGCGAGAUCACUGGACGUUUAGCAAGCGACCCAGUAGCACUUAAGUACAAACGCCCAAAGAACGACUCGACGGAUCCAGAGGACAAGCCGUGGGAGGUGAUUCACAACCCAAAGCCAAUGGUGCGGAAAAGUGCUCAGCGGCGCAAUCUCGAUGUGACAGACCCGUCGGUGCAAGCAUCAAUGCUGACACUCAAGUUUCGGCACAAGCAGGAUGCAGGCACGAUCUUGACGUAUACGUACGAGUCGCCGCGUGACUGGGGCUCGCAACAAGAGGUGACGGGGCUGAUUAAGAAGAUUGGGCAAGACAGGCGGCGGGAGUCUGGAAGCACGACGCGACCGCGACCAGGUUAUCAAACGGACGAGAUUGAGUGGCUGGCGCGGAGGUUCGAGGAGCGACCGGAGAUACGCGGGCGCGACGGCAUGUCGGUGGCGAGGUUCAAAAUGCUGGCGGCGGACUACAACGACGUAUUUCGCAGCCGGCAGGCGCAAAUCGCGUCUAAACACAAGGACGUAGAGGUUGGGCCACGAUCGUGGCAUGGCAUCAUGAGCGUAUGCGAUAGGAACCGACGCAUCCUCGCAGCACGGGGGCUUCUUGUCGAUACGGCACAGGAAGGACAACAGGCGUUGUCAUCUGGAGAUAGUAGUGAAGUAAUCGGUGACAAUGGGAGCAGCGACCAAGUAGAACCAUAA
This is a messenger RNA of Verruconis gallopava, 1830 nucleotides long. RefSeq lists its product as uncharacterized. The record is from RefSeq and is a predicted model, not a curated record. NCBI's taxonomy places the organism in Eukaryota, Fungi, Ascomycota, Dothideomycetes, Venturiales, Sympoventuriaceae. The transcript is spliced from 2 exons. The coding region runs from base 1 to 1830 and encodes 609 amino acids.